GUCCCGAAAGAGAAAUCACAGAGAAUCCAACAUGGCUGCCGACUGUAGCCAGAGUUUGGGUUUCUCACUUCUUCUUACGAUUUUCCUCCUUCCUUCGGCCUUUUCUUGGGACACCAAGGAACUGGAACUCUUCGACUUAGUGGAGGAAGUCAACCAAAACUUCUAUGAAGUCCUAGGACUAGACCAGUCCGCGUCCAUGUCGGACAUCCGCAGGUCGUAUCGUAAGCUGGCGCUACAGAUGCACCCUGACAAGGUCAAGGGUGAGGGGUCAGCCGAGGACGCAGAGGAGCGGUUCAGAAAGCUUGUUGCAGUUUCCGAGGUUCUCCGAGAUGAGGACAUGAGAAAAAAAUACGAUGAGAUUCUGGUUACCGGUUUGCCCGACUGGCGCACGCCGGUGUAUUACUACCGGCGCGUGCGGAAGCUGUCGCUGGUAGAGAUGUCCGUCUUCCUGUUGGUCAUUCUCACCAUCGGUCACUACCUGGUUGCCUGGUCCAUCUACUUCGAGAGGAGAUUUGAACUGAUGGAGAUUGCCCCCAAACGGAGGAAGAAGAACAAGAAAGGAAAGAAGGAGGCUGAGACAGAAGACUCCCUCCUUGAGUCCAUGCCUGAGGAGAUACAGAACAAGCUGAAGAAGCCCGAGUUCCGAGACCUCCUACCCCUGGCGCUGGGGAGGGGGGCAUACUGGCUCAUUUUUGCUAUCCCAGAGACGUACAGGUCCAUACAGGAGGCGCGAUUAGAGGAACAAAAGAGAAGAGAAGAGGAGGAGAGAAUACUGAAGGAAGAAGAGGAAGAACGAAAGAAGCCAAAGGAGCCCAAAGUGCGCCGGCGGCCCAAACCGGAAAUCCCUCAGUACGACAUGUCCGGGGGGAAUACGGAGAUCCUCUGGGACAGCGCGCCCACCAUCAGCAUCGACUCUAUCGAGGCAGAUCUGGACUCUUACCUCGAUGAUGAGCCUGUUGUCAAGAAAAAGAAUGUAGAAUGGACGGAGGAUGAGCUGUCGCAGUUGGCGAAGAGCAUGGCGAAGUUUCCCGGGGGAACCGCCGGUCGCUGGGAGAAGAUCGCCGCAGAGGUCGGCAGGCCUGUGUCGGAGGUCACCACCCAGGCCGCCAAGGUCAAGUCCAAUAAGUUCACAGUGGUACAAGGGAAGCCAGCUCCUGGUUCUGUUCCAAACGCGACAAAAAUAAACCAGAAGGGGAAGGGCAUUUCUGAUGAUAUUAUCUCAACAAGAGACACGGACGAAACAGACGACAUCAACGCAUUUCUAUCGGGCGACGGCUUGAGUCAGGGUCGGGGUCGCAAGUCCAAGAAGAUUGACAGCGACGUCGCGAAAACGGACGGCAAGAAGAAAUCCAAGAGCGAUAAAAACGUGGAUAGAACUGCUCUGAUUCCCGGCGCGCCAAAAGUGAAAGUACAGAACGGCAGGGAAGAAAGAGUCGCAGCGGAAAACAAAAGUGUCAGUGAUGCCAAGUCUAUACUAGAUGCCAGCGCACACAUGGACAGCGGAGCAUGGUCACAGAAACAGCAGAAACAGCUGGAGACAGCAAUAGCACAGCACCCCAAGGGGACAGCAGAGAGAUGGGAGAAAAUUGCUGAGAUGGUGCCUGGCAAGGGAAAGGAAGACUGUAUGCUGAGAUACAAGGAGUUGGUGGAGAGAGUGAGGAAGAAGAAACAGACAGCAGAGAAAGACACAGCAGACAGCUAACCCCUGGAUAGAAGGAGUUGCAUAUAAUAAUCGUUACUGUUCUCAUAGUAAACUGUUUCUCACAAAGAAGGAAAAUAGUAUUAGUGUUAGUGAAGAAACCAUAAUGUUAGGUGCAUCAAAUUUGGUUCGUAAGGACAAUAUUUUUUUCUUUUAAUAAAAGUUAGGUGGAUUGAAUAACAUUGUUUUUUUGUAUGUAAAACUGUAGAUAGUUUGUAGGUUAUUCACAAUGUGGUACUUAUCAUAACAGUAAUAUUAAUGUCUCUAAGAAAUAUCUAUGCUGCAGUUGUGUCUAAAAAUGUGCCAGAGGAAAAUGCAUUGCUCCUGUACAUGUAUAGUUGUUAUAGUCAUGUCUACAAGCAAGAUUGUACAAUGUUAGAUCAUGUACAUUUAUAAGGCCAUGUUGAUUUGAUUAUAUAGAUUACAUCCAAAUGUAGAUAACUUUCAUAUGCUUCCAAGGAAAUGUUUUUUGGUGUCCUUUCUUUACACAACUUGGCGUAACUAAAAGUCUAAAUGGUAAAGAAAUGCUCUUGAGUUGUGUACUGUUUCAAAAAUUAGACUACACGUACCUUGGGAAGUUUUUUUUUCUGAAAAUGUGUAAAAAGCCAAACCAGAGAUGUUGUAGCACAUAUUGUACUUCCAACAGAUACCUGUAGUAAACAGUUGUUAAGAAAGAAUAUCUUGUGACGCUGAAGAAGAGUGAUGGAUGUCAGUUAAAACUUCCGGAAGUAAAUCUCCGUUUUUUAUCCAGUUGUACAGAUUGAACUGUAUUUGAAUAGAAAGAAAGCCUUUUCAUGUACAAAGAUACGUGAUAUUUUUGCAGGUAGAUCUAUACCAGACAGUAGCAAUGACGAAUUAUAAUUGAAAUCUUGGCAAUUUCUGAUAAGUUUUAGAAGCUGAGAAUACACAUGUAUUGCAGUAGUAUUUAUUGUUACCAACAGGAGUUUACCAUUAUGCAGUUUUUGAUGACAGUUUAUUGUUGCUGUACUGAUACAUGUUUAACAAUGUUGCCAAUGUUUUUAAGAACCUUUUAUUUAUACAUUUUUUUUCCAAACUUUCAUUGUUUAUGUCAUAUUGUGGUCAUUUUUGUGUAACAUGAAAUAUCAUAAUUGCAAGCCCAGUCCAAGGUAGCGGUACAUUUUCUGGGCAAAAAAUGGGGUUCAUUCUCUGGCAAUUUUGAAAUUUAACUGUUGUCUAAUUUUGUGGAAGGUUGUUGACAAUGUGACGCUUUCUAAAAACAUCACUUUUUGGAAGUGUGGUUUGGAGUAGAACAACACUUAAAAUUUCAAUUCAAAGCAUGUCCGCCAUCUUGGAAUAUCUGAAACACCUGUACAUUUGAGAGUGUGCAGAAAAGACCAUAGGGACAGAAAUAUGCAAAAAGAAAACUGCAGAACUUUUCUAUACAAACUUUCUUUAAUCUUUGACUGUUACAGGACUGGGUAUCGGAUUCUUGUGAGCCAAAAGCUGAACAUAGAAGUCAAGGGAAAUGUUUCAGUGAUAUACACUACAGAAGUUGCCUCAAAGAUAUUAGUGAAUAAAGGAUGUUAUUCUUA
Branchiostoma floridae (Florida lancelet) is the source of this 3252-nucleotide messenger RNA. Its product is annotated as dnaJ homolog subfamily C member 1-like. Lineage: Eukaryota; Metazoa; Chordata; Leptocardii; Amphioxiformes; Branchiostomatidae. Bases 32 to 1702 code for a protein of 556 amino acids. The transcript has 10 exons. Gene Ontology annotation, cellular component: endomembrane system. The record is from RefSeq and is a predicted model, not a curated record.